AUGUUCAGCGAAGAAAGCAAAUCUGGAAAGAAUCACACAGACGUCCGAUCCAGAGCUGCGGUAUCAGAUGAAACCAGGGAAGCUUCGCAAGGCACCGCCGAAAAUACCAGCAAAGAUGUACACGAUGGUACCCAAACAAGUGAUGAUGGAGACACUCAUGGGACUUACCCCAAAGUGGAAUCAAUUCCCGAACCUCAUCAAGCUCAUACGAGGUCCACCAGUGGGCCUGAUGAUUCCUUCUUUCGUUAUGGGUAUAGCACUCGAUUCACUGGCCCAACAGACAAUAAAUUCUUCAGUGAACCUCGACUAUUCGGUUGCGCAGGGUACCGCUCCCAAUCCCCCCAAAUGAGCUACACACCAGGUGCAGGAGGUGAUAGUCAUGGUUCUAUGAAACCUUUUGGUCCUGGUGCUGUAGCGGUGUCGUCGCUGGAGCAGGUGCAUUUCUUUGGAAUAAGGACAAGGAAUAGAUGA
Messenger RNA from Kwoniella mangroviensis CBS 8507, 471 nucleotides. RefSeq lists its product as uncharacterized. Lineage: Eukaryota; Fungi; Basidiomycota; Tremellomycetes; Tremellales; Cryptococcaceae. Bases 1 to 471 code for a protein of 156 amino acids. The record is from RefSeq and is a predicted model, not a curated record. The transcript has 2 exons.